AUGUCUAUCUACUAUAAGAUGGUGUUUGGGAUCCUAGUGGCGGAAGUUUCCUUCUUUUCCGUCUUGGCGCUGCCAUUGCCAAGUAAGAUCCGUAAGCCCUUGGUUUCUGUUCUAGUGCGUCCAUUCCUUAACGAUAUAAUUCAAGUGGCCAUUAAAUGUAUGCUAGGGUUUGUCUUACUGUUAUUCGUGGACUCUAUCAAUAGGGUAUACAGUGUAGAACAAGAAUUAGAUGCUAUUAAUCCUGCAGGUGGAUAUUCUUCAAGCAGAAUGGAGGUUCUAUCAAGAAAAUUCUUUGCACAGAGAAACAUGUAUUUGACCGGUAUCACACUGUUUUUGACGUUUGUGGUGGUUCGUACUUUCAAUUUAGUGCGUGAACUAUUAGAACUUAAGGAUCAUUACCACUUGGCUUCACCCGAUUAUGACACUUCUGCAGAAGAAAAACGUAAUGUGGAACUUAAGAAGGAAUUGCAAUCAAAGAUUGCUGAGCGUGACGCAGAAAUCGAGAGAUUGAAGGAAAAAGCUAAAGCUUUGCAAAAGGAAAUUUAG
Zygosaccharomyces rouxii is the source of this 546-nucleotide messenger RNA. RefSeq names its product Yet3p (gene YET3). The record is from RefSeq and is a predicted model, not a curated record. Gene Ontology annotation, biological process: endoplasmic reticulum to Golgi vesicle-mediated transport; intracellular protein transport. NCBI's taxonomy places the organism in Eukaryota, Fungi, Ascomycota, Saccharomycetes, Saccharomycetales, Saccharomycetaceae. The coding region runs from base 1 to 546 and encodes 181 amino acids. Gene Ontology annotation, cellular component: endoplasmic reticulum membrane; endoplasmic reticulum. The transcript has a single exon.